CCCGCUGGCAUUUACGUGUCCAUCAAUCUCGACUCCCGGAGACGCUAGAAAUCGGCCAUCAGUAUCUUAUCAUCUGAUGAAUCUGUGGCCUGGGCCCGGGGGAAUAUUGUAAUUCUGUAAAAUCACCACAUGCCUUACCUGCAUUAUCAAUGGAGACCAGGGCGUCCUUUGAGCUUCAUCGAAUGUUGGGCAGCGGAGAGGUCAUUGAGAAACUUGAAAUGUCGUGGGAUGAGCUGGUCCAUCACGGAGAUGAGCCAUUCGAUCUAUACUUCCCCCCUGUGCGCGGUGUCCACCCCUUCUUCACACUGAAAGUUGCUUUAGUACAUACUUGCAACAACAAAAAUGACGUACCGUUCAACUCCCUUGUAAACUACGGCAUUGCUCGAGACACAGAUGCGGGUCAUGCACAAUUUGCCGCAUACAUAACAAGCGAGAAUAUUUCUCACCUGAACGAUGCUGUAGAGCAUUUUCGGUUGGUUCUGGACCAGUGUCCGGUCGGCUAUCCAGAUUACGCGGCAGCUCUCACCAACCUCGCGUCUGCCCGUCUUGAUGGCUACAUACAAAAUGAUAUCGAUACUACCACUUCCCUCCUCCGCAACGCCCUUGCAUUGCGCCCGCAGCGCCAUUCCCAUCAUCCCUCAUCUCUAUAUAAUCUUGCUCUAGCGCUGAGUUUGUGCUACAAUGAGAAAGGUACUAUUGCCGACAUCUGCGAAGCCGGCCAACUAUGUCAUGAUCUACUCCCUCUCUGCAAAGGGUACCCACCUUUGUACGAAGACCUGCAAGCGGCAGCGCGCCAGGGCCCGGCCAUCAUCCUCAAUGCUAGUAAAUACUCGUGCAGCGCCAUCAUCGUCCCGACGUCAGGAGACCCCCAUCAUGUUCCCUUGCCGUCUGUCGCCCUUGCAGAUCUAACCAAUCUCAAGGAUCGCUUCGCCAGGGCAAUACGAGAUUCAUCUCGGAUGAACCCAGGGGAGUCGAGGACGGAUCUCAUAGUGCUCUUGCGCAUAAUAUGGGACCAGAUUAUGCUACCAAUCGUCCACGUACUCGAGCACGUCCUCAAACUAAAGCGCCGUUCUCGAAUCUGGUUGUGUCCUACUGCAGCUUUCACCUCCAUUGCUCUCCAUGCCGCUCACCCCUUUCAAACAAAGGCAGAUCGUUCUGUGAAGGAGCAAUGCCUGGAGGAUCUCUACAUCUGUUCUUACACCCCGACACUUUCUGCUCUAGUCAGAUCUAGACAGUCGAUGAAGAAGCGUGUGCCUCCGUCCUUCGUAGUAAUCGGACAAGGUCAACCGGGUUCAGGGACAGGCAAGGCACUUUUGGCUGUCGACAGCGAGCUCGAGCUUCAAAAUACCUGGGUGCACCUAGCUUGUCAUGGCAAGCAGGACCCUAUGCAGCCUUACAGUUCGCAUCUCUUCGUGUUCUUAUCAGCGUGUCAUACUGCCGUCGGCGAUGAGGAAACGCCCGACGAAGUGAUCCAUCUCGCAGCUGGUCUCCGGUUUUCAGGAUUCAAGAGCGUUAUUGGCACGCUGUGGGAGGUGGACAAUGCUGUCGCAAAACACAUCGUCGAAGCUUUCUACACGUAUAUGUUCAGAGAUUCGAAGGAUGGUGGUGUCGUGGACUGUACGAAGGCGGCCUGAGCACUCAACUGUGCUACACAUGUGGUGAAGACGAAAGUGCCGCUCGAGCAGAGAAUGGUUUUCAUUCAUAUCGGUGUGUAGUUCUAUGUAUCAUAUGUCGUAUUGCUG
Suillus discolor is the source of this 1742-nucleotide messenger RNA. RefSeq lists its product as uncharacterized. The transcript is spliced from 6 exons. Bases 150 to 1634 code for a protein of 494 amino acids. Lineage: Eukaryota; Fungi; Basidiomycota; Agaricomycetes; Boletales; Suillaceae. Gene Ontology annotation, molecular function: protein binding. The record is from RefSeq and is a predicted model, not a curated record.